CACUCGAGUUCUCUUCGUCGUCUUUUGCCUCUGCGGCGAUGAAGAGAAGAGAAAAUCAUAGCAACUGGGCGGAGCUUCCGCCGGAGUUGACGUCUUUAAUUCUUCUCCGUCUAAGCACGAUUGAGAUACUCCACGUCGCUCAGAAGGUGUGCAGCUCGUGGCGACGCGUAUGUAAAAAGACCCAUCGAUGUGGACCAAAAUCGAUGCGACGUGAAUCCCAGAAAACUUCGAAGCUUGGAGGUUCGACCUCGAGAACAUGUGCCUUAACGCCGUUGAUCUUAGCCGUGGAGGCUUGCUGGAGAUCAACAUUAAGAACUUCGGGAGCGAUUCUCUCCUUACCUACGUCGCCGAUAGAUCAAGUAAUCUUAGACGCCUUGGAGUUGUUGACUGUGGUGAACAAGUAACCGGCUAUGGGAUUCUCGAAGCUGUUGUGAAGCUCCCAUUGCUUGAAGAACUCGAGAUUUCUUCAGACUCGUUUAUCUGAGGAUGGGAUUUGAAAGCUGUAUGCCAGUCUUGUCCAAAUCUGAGGACGUUGAUGAUAAUAAGGCUGUUAAAGCUUAAAGUCUCGGAUUACUUGGUGGAAUCUGGCGAUGGUAUUGCGCUAGUGCAAUCGCUGAUACAAUGCCUAGUCUUCGCCACCUCCAGCUUCUAGGGAACGGAUUAUCAGACGCUGGUUUAAAUGCCAUUCUUGACAAUUUUCAAAACCUAGAACAUCUUGAUAUACGUUGUCGGUGUUUCAACGUUUACCUGCCUGGGGGUCUAGAGAAGCAGUGUUACGAUAGGUUCAAAGAAGGCUAUGAUUACUCAUAUGAUGACAGCGACAAAAAUGAUGACAGCGAGCAGGAGUACGUCGACGACAUGCAACUAUCAUUCUGACUCGUAGUAUUAUGACUAAACAAGGAUAAGCGCGGUGAAGAAUGCAGUGACAAGUUGUACUGACUGGUUAUCAACUUGUUCAUGUCCUCUUUUCAGUAACUAGUUUCAGUGGAUGUCUGUCUGUGUCCCUCUUUUACCUUAGUGUUAGCUUUUGAGUUCGAGCGUGUGAAUUACUCGCCAGAUAUAGCAUGUUUCUUUCAGCGCAAGUCACAAACUUCUUAUAAGAACAUCGCCUUCUUGUCGGGUUAAUAAGGAUUAGCCUAAUUACUAAUAGUGCUCAAUC
This is a messenger RNA of Camelina sativa (false flax), 1159 nucleotides long. RefSeq names its product putative F-box/LRR-repeat protein 9. Lineage: Eukaryota; Viridiplantae; Streptophyta; Magnoliopsida; Brassicales; Brassicaceae. The record is from RefSeq and is a predicted model, not a curated record. Gene Ontology annotation, molecular function: protein binding.